Messenger RNA from Didymodactylos carnosus, 194 nucleotides. The record is from the annotation of a GenBank genome assembly. Lineage: Eukaryota; Metazoa; Rotifera; Eurotatoria; Philodinida; Philodinidae.
AUGCCUUCCCAGAGAACAGAUAUGGAAAUUCGAAAUGAUACAAAUGGAGAUAUCACAAUCAAAGUAUCGCAAGUUUCGAACUCAGAUUGGGAUGGCGAUUCUCGACCAGAUCAUACGUUUCACGAUGUAGUGAUUCCUCCUCACUCUUCGAAAAAAGCACGACAGGAGUUAAAUAGUACACCAAUGGGAGGUCC